Molecule: messenger RNA, 4595 nt
Organism: Sinocyclocheilus anshuiensis
Lineage: Eukaryota; Metazoa; Chordata; Actinopteri; Cypriniformes; Cyprinidae
Product: actin-binding protein anillin-like
Exons: 25
Coding region: 144-3734 (1196 amino acids)
Biological process (GO): mitotic cytokinesis; actomyosin contractile ring assembly; septin ring organization
Cellular component (GO): actomyosin contractile ring
Source: RefSeq, a predicted model, not a curated record
CUAAAUUCAAAAUUUUCAAACAGCUGAGGAGCGCGUGGUGUGUGAGAGAGAGCGGAGACACUUUUACUCCCUCACCAGGAAAAUAAAGAAGCAAAACAAAGAGGAUUGUGCUUUAAUUUAAAUUUAUCGUAGUGUAUAUCAGGAUGGACCCAUUCACGGAGAAACUGUUAGAGCGCACACGUGCUCGUAGAGAAAAUCUUCAGAGGAAGAUGGCAGAGAGACCAACGGCGGCCAACCGUCCAAUGGCUAAAAGGACAAGGGAGCCACUUACAGACACAAACAGUGUCAUAAGUGAGCCGACCAUUGAAAAAGCACUUCCCUCUUCCAAGCCAUCCCCCUCAAAGCGUCGCUGUUCAGAUGAAAAUACUCUCCUUUCUGGAGAAGAAAACAAACAACCAAUUGCCCCGCAAAUGACAGCCUCUGAGCCUAUGACGGACAAGAAGCCACCCCUGGUUCCAAGCAGAGUUCGUCCCAUGCCUGUGGAGCAAGGGUCUGCUCGUUGUACACCAGAACCAGAAGUGCUGCCCACUCGACCUCCUCCAGACACUGAAAAGAUGAUGUGCCCUCCUCAAUCUCCAGCAAAAAGCACAGAUAGUGUAAUGAAGCACACUGCUCUAGAUGGAGCCAAAGAGGCACAGAAAGAUGCACCAACCCCAGGCCUCUCCAACGUGAGAUCUCGUCUACAGAGACUGGCUAAGCAAAGGCAUAACUGGGACUCUGAGGGGACCUCAGAAACAGUCCCAGAGAAUGUAGUUUUAUAUCCUCUGAAGUCUCACAAAGUGGAUCUCCCUACUGCUACCCCAACAAACUCUGAGAUCCCCUUUGGAAGAAAGGGUAGACUGGCAAACCUUGCUGCCACAAUCGGUUCCUGGGAAGAUGACCUUGGACACCCGCCCACUCGCCGGGACAAUGCACAAGCACAGCCUGGCACGGCCUGUGUGCACCCUCCUUUCAGUACAGUGACAAGUAACAGUACCAAGCCAAGUCCUGCUGUGGAACGACCUCAGACUGCCCAACCAGCUUCACACAAGUCUGUUGACAGUGGUCAGCAGCCAACAGUUUACUCUCCAGUCAAGUCAACCAGAGUGGUUCCACCUAGUCCUCAGAAGACAGAGUUUCCUCAGCCCAGACUGGCUCAAGCAGGUCCCUCUCCUGUUUCCAGCCCACUAAAGAUUUAUCCCUCCACUCAGCCCUCCAGUCCACUUAAAUCUUUGACAGCAUCUCCCUCCAGUCCACACAGAGGUUGCGUCUCUCAGAGCACCCUGAAGAACCAGGGCCCAUCUAAAUUGAAUUCUGGAGCAGCACUUAAUUCAAGCCCUGCAAAACCAAUUUUGACACCUAAACCCUCUUCUACUGCUGAUGUUUCCGUCAUACAUCAGACUCGUGAGAGGUUUACCAAGGACACGACACCCUUACAGCACAGAGGCCCAGCUGGAACUACUGUAGGUGUCAAAUCAUUUUUGGAGCGUUUUGGAGAAAGGUGCCAGGAGCGCAACCAGAAUUCUCCCUCCGCAUUAGGAGGUCAAGGACACACACCUGUGGCUACUCCCUCUGCCACCCCCAAGUCCAGGCUGCUCCAGGAGAGGCUGGGGUGCACCCAGACCACCUCCACUACAGCUGUCCUCACUCAGAAGCAGAAAAUGGAGCGAGAGGCAGAGCUAGCACAAAUUCGUAAUCGAUUUCAAAAAGGCAACAAGUUGAGGAGCAAAGAGGAUCUCAGUGAGGUCAAGAAUGACCCUGAAAACAAGGAAAUUGAACUGUCUGUACAGAGUCAGACUUCUGAGCCAGUGCCUGAUAAUGAGCCUUCUGUGCCAGUGCCUGAAGUUCUCAACAGUCCUUCUAAAUCUAGUGAAAAAGGUAAGGCGUGUGCUUUUCCCAGCCCUGCAAAGGAAGUGGAAUUUACAGAAAAGAUGCCUAUGGUGAAAGAGCAAGAGGAAAUGAAAGAAAUAGAUGAAGUGCGUGAGAUUGAGAUGAACGUGGAUGACUCUGUUAACUCUGAGAUGAUAAAUGAGCUGUUUGAUGGAGUCCUGGAUGAGAGCGACGAGCAAAGUGAUGAGGAGGAUGCAGAUGAAGAUGCUCUGAAUAUCUCCUCCAUGUCUCUCCUUGCUCCACUCGCAGAGACUGUAGCAGCUGUGGUCAAGAGCCCAGAAAGAAAGCCUAUGGUGAGCCCUAAGGAUACAUCGACUCCUGCCAGCUCAUUUAUUGAGAAGAGUUCCACCCCUGAGAGUGUAUCCAGACCCAGUAAGUUCCAAAGGACACGCAUGUUACGAGCUGGAUCAUCUGACGGCAUCGAUGUCGUAGAUGAGCAGCAAAACCAGAACCUUCUCUACAGCAUUGAUGCCUACAGAUCCACAAGGAUUAAGACCGAGUCAGAGAGACCUCAUGUUAAACAGGUGAUAGUGAGGAAAGAGGAUGUGUCUCAGAGAAUGGAGACCAAUGGGAGCUCCAGUCACAUCAACAUCAAGCAGAAAAUGAAGAUGUUGACCAAUGAGAUGAACCUGCAGCAGACAGUGAUCCAUCAGGCUAGUCAGGCUCUCAACUGCUGCACAGAUGAAGAACAUGGGAAAGGAUCUCAAGUGGAGGCUGAGGCUGAGAGACUGCUGCUUAUUGCCACUGAAAGGAGGGCCGCUCUGAAGGCUGAACUGGACCGGCUAAAAGCAGAGGGUCCAACAGCCCAAAAGAAAAGCACGAGCAGUGCUCAGGUGGAUAUGGGUAUACCUGCUUCUAAAGGGUCCAUCUCACUGCUGGAGCUGCAACUCCCUCUGAAGGCUGACUUUAUCUGUUCUUCUGCCAACAAGCCUGAAUGUGGAAACCAUUACUUCUUUGUGAUGAUCCGUGCUGGAGCUGAGAACACAGUGGCGACGACUCUAGCAAGCACACGCACUGGUCUAAGUGGCGAUGCUUUGACCUUCUCCACCAGAUUCACUUUGUCUGAUGUCUCUAAUGACUUUGAGAUUGAUAUUGAGGUCUACUGUUUUGUUCAGAAAAGGGAGCUGAACCCUGACAAGAGGAAAAAGCUCAAGUCAAAGGCUAUCACACCAAAAAGGUUCCUUGCUAUCUCUAAGAGCAACCUCCAAACACCUGUUGUGGCUAGCCCCGGUGGUCCAAACGCAGUGCGCACCAGUAGCUUUGUACUUGUCGGAUCACACAAGCUAACUCUUGCCUCUAUUGGGAAAAACAAAUUCCCGUUGGAGAAGAUCAGAUAUGAAGGGGUUGAAAGAGAGCUGCUCAGUGACAUGUUUCACAAAAAGGUACCUUUCCUUUGUCCUUUGGAGGGGCACGUUUACCUGAAAAUGCAGUGCGAGGUUGGCUCACGGAUAGAGGAAAGAAGCUUCCUGACUAUGUUUGAGGAUGUCAGUGGAUUUGGAGCCUGGCACAGGAGGUGGUGUGUCCUUUCAGGAUACUGCAUCUCUUUUUGGACCUACCCUGAUGAUGAAAAACGAAAGAAUCCAAUUGGUCGCAUUAACCUUGCCAACUGUACCAGUCGUAAAGUGGAGCCGGCAAACAGAGAGUUCUGUGCCCGGCCCAAUACCUUUGAGCUCAUCACUGUGAGACCACAAAGGGAGGAUGACAGAGAGACCCUGGUCAGCCAGUGCAAGGACACACUGUGUGUUACAAAGAACUGGCUGAGUGCUGACACUAAGGAUGAGAGGAAUCUGUGGAUGCAGAAGCUCAACCAGGUCUUGAUAGACCUGCGCACAUGGCAGCCAGAUUCAUGCUACAAACCUAUGUAAGCCUGCUCUCAUCGGGCACCAAGGGCCAAAAGUAUCCUAGUCUGACUUUCACAUUGACUGCGUAUAGGUCUGAUUUGGAAGUGCAAUAUGGCAUCACGGUUACACAGUGUUUACAGAUACAUUUUACAAGUUAGUAAUUAUAAAUUUGAGAAAAGUUAAAAGCCAUAAAUUAAGAGACAUUUCAAUUAAAGGACAAAAUGCUUUGCCUUACAAGGGUAUUCAGGUAUGUUUUUGAUACUUUUGUCUGUGUAAUUUAGCAAGGAUUGCUUAAAGACUAAUGAAAGUUUGUUUGCUUUGUUAGACUGUCAAUUUGUUUAUGUAUAUUUAAAUGUCUUAUGCAUGACUGCUGCCUGCUGAGAUACCUGCUGUAGUCAGAUUUCUCAGAAUAUUUGUUGAGCAAGACAGGAGGCAGUGUCUGAAUCUUUAAAUGAACCACAGAUUUAAUGUCAGCACUUUGUGGUGACAAAUUUCAUUUUCAUAUUAAGUACUGCCAAAACCCAUGUUUGUAUAUUUGCUGUUAUAGGGAUGACUUACAUUUUUUGCUCAUCUGUCAGAGGAAUCAGAAAUGUAUUUGAAUAAGAUUUUUUGGGGUUUGUUUGGAUUAGAGUUAUGAAAAUGUAGAAAUUUAUAUUUAUAUAUCAGUUUCUUGAAGUACAAUGAAAGGGAAUGUUUUUUUUUUCUCCUUUUUGACAUUUAUGGGCAGUGUUGGUCCUAUCUGUGGUUAAAAAGCUGCGGACAAUUUAAAACGCAAUUAGAUCCUUCCCUGUCACCAAAGCUCUUUAUGAUGAGGGAUAUGUGCCUUCAAAAGAAUACAAAUGUUAUUAAUAUUCCCCAUAGAAAUUUCCCUUUUUCAUUGAAAAG